Bolinopsis microptera is the source of this 1820-nucleotide messenger RNA. RefSeq names its product DELTA-alicitoxin-Pse2b-like. Lineage: Eukaryota; Metazoa; Ctenophora; Tentaculata; Lobata; Bolinopsidae. The transcript has 12 exons. The record is from RefSeq and is a predicted model, not a curated record. Bases 69 to 1436 code for a protein of 455 amino acids.
UUCUAAGUCAGCCAUGCCUCGAUAAAAUUUGUUAAUUUCAUUCUUAUUUUAAAUUAAGAAAAUCAAGGAUGCUCGUGAUAACAAUUAGUCUUGCGUUCCUGAUGAGCGCAGUGUCUGCGGACUCCACUGGUCUGGGACAAGGAUUUUACCUUCCCGCUCUUUCUCUGGUCGAGGACAACGGUUACGGGAAGAGUGUGUUCGAGGCUGUGCCACCUGAGUGCAUUAAACCUGUUCCAUCUCUUGUCAACAGGGAAGAAAAAACAUUCUUCGAAAACACAAAAUCGUUUUACAGUAAGAUGGGUGUAGAAAGCUCGCUUUCCGGCGAAGUAACAGACGGGUUCACUCUUGGUGCAUCAAUUCAAUCAGCCAGUAAUUCUAUAGACAGUGAAACUCUGGAUGUUAAAGGAAUGAGUCUGGACGUUUAUGCUAUCACCGGUUUCUGGGACUUCAUUCCUGAUUGUUUAACUUCUGUUCCACUGGACGACGAGUUCGUGGCAGCAUUCGAGAGUCUCCCUGCAAAGAUAGAUGAUCCAGAUAAGUCAAGCAGCUGGUACAUGUACGAUGCGUUUUUAAAAACUUACGGCUCUCACGUGACUAAGAGAGUUUCACACGGAUCUAAACUGACUCGGUACAUUUUCUCAAAGUCAAGUGAGAAGAUCUCAUCCGCGCAGUUCCUCUGCAAGGUUUGCUCAACUGUGAAAGACCUCAAACUUAAGUACUGCUCCAACUUUACAGCUGAGGAUUACGCAAAGGUAGCACAUCUGGCUACGAGCGAAGAACUGACGGUUAAAGGAGGAUCUGCCGAGACCAGAGCUAAACUCAUGACAAAUGUCACUCAGGAGCUACUGGAGACGUUUCUAAUGGAGGCCAAUCUUACUGAUCAACCUGUGUCAAUACAGUACGAGAGUCUGUGGGAUCUCCUCCGAUCCAGAUAUCUAGGUUCCAGCCAUUUCGUAAAGUCCAUUAAUCUGGAGGCCUAUUAUCUCGGUAUGCUUAACACUGGCUGUGGUUUCAAGAGGGAUGGUGGAGUUGAUCUUAGAAAGUUUGUGUUGGUGGAGGACGAUCCUAAUGUACCGGGGUAUGAGUGCCAGCUAGCUCCAAUGGGUUGUCGUGGAGAUAACGACUGUCACAUUGGUGGAGCAGGUUCCACUUGCUAUUGCUAUGGUAACAGUUGCGUUGACAGCAAGUCCCUUUCUGAUCCUCGCCACAGAGUUCAGGAAGGACGGGACAUUAAGAGGGAAUAUGACGGGUCAAGUUCUUGGGACGGAGUGAACUGGUCCUGUCACUACCAUAUCGGGAUAUACUGUGUCUGUGACAAGUCGUGGGGUGGCGACUGGAAAACAGUCUGGCCAAGCGGCCGCCAUGGUUACAGGAGAAAUCUGGAAUCGUACCGAGAGGCACAGAGGAAACUUAGUAAGUUUUAUGGGAGACACUAACUACUACAGGAGACACUAAUGACUGGAAUAUCGCAUACCUCUUCUACAUUAUCUUCUUCCUGCAUUCCGAUAAAAUUGCUGGAGAGGGAGCUCGAGAGAGAGAGAAAAAACAACGCAUCAAAGAGGGGAUGAUUUUAUUUAUUUGCGUACAGAUCUCUAAACCUAAUUUACUGCCUCAAGACCAGUUCGUUCGUGUUUGUUUGUCUAUUCUCUGAGUAUUCCGUUACCUACGUCCGAUAUCCCCUGAUCAGUGGAAAUAUGUUUGAUUGCUAGAAUAUCGGGUCUGUUCUGACGUCAGCCUUUCUUAUUACGUUGCACCUGGUGAUUUCUAUUGUGAACCCACCUAUAACCAAUAAAGUAUUAUUCAUUCUAACUAGUUUAGCU